Saccharomyces cerevisiae S288C is the source of this 630-nucleotide messenger RNA. It is a transcript of the gene ACM1, whose product is annotated as Acm1p. The record is from RefSeq and is marked reviewed. The transcript has a single exon. The coding region runs from base 1 to 630 and encodes 209 amino acids. NCBI's taxonomy places the organism in Eukaryota, Fungi, Ascomycota, Saccharomycetes, Saccharomycetales, Saccharomycetaceae.
AUGAUAUCACCAUCAAAAAAGAGAACCAUUUUAUCAAGCAAGAAUAUAAACCAAAAACCACGAGCAGUGGUAAAAGGCAAUGAACUUCGUUCACCAUCAAAGAGAAGGUCACAAAUAGACACAGACUAUGCACUAAGGCGAAGUCCAAUAAAGACAAUCCAAAUUUCUAAAGCUGCACAAUUUAUGCUGUAUGAGGAAACGGCUGAAGAAAGAAACAUAGCUGUCCACAGACAUAAUGAAAUAUACAAUAAUAACAAUUCUGUGAGCAAUGAGAAUAAUCCUUCCCAAGUAAAAGAAAACCUUUCACCCGCUAAAAUUUGCCCUUAUGAAAGAGCAUUUUUAAGGGAAGGAGGAAGAAUUGCAUUGAAGGACUUAAGUGUUGACGAAUUCAAAGGUUACAUACAGGAUCCUCUCACCGAUGAGACUAUACCACUGACGUUGCCACUGGGUGAUAAAAAAAUCAGCCUACCCAGUUUUAUAACGCCGCCAAGAAAUUCGAAGAUAUCUAUUUUCUUCACUAGUAAACACCAAGGACAGAACCCAGAGACAAAGAUAUCCCGUUCUACCGAUGACGUCAGUGAAAAAAAAGUAGUGAGAAAACUGUCCUUCCACGUCUAUGAAGAUGAGUAA